Molecule: messenger RNA, 3551 nt
Organism: Acanthochromis polyacanthus (spiny chromis)
Lineage: Eukaryota; Metazoa; Chordata; Actinopteri; Pomacentridae
Product: WD repeat-containing protein 48
Exons: 18
Coding region: 93-2126 (677 amino acids)
Biological process (GO): protein deubiquitination; double-strand break repair via homologous recombination
Molecular function (GO): ubiquitin binding
Source: RefSeq, a predicted model, not a curated record
AGUGUAAAACUACAUUACCCAUAAAGCCCAGGUGCAUAUGUUUUCUUUUUUUCCGGAUGUAGCAUCACAUGAAUUGACUGUCAACAUGCAAGAUGGCCACGCAUCACAGGCAAAAUGCUGCUGGGCGGAGGAAAGUACAGGUGUCUUAUGUCAUUAGAGACGAGGUGGAGAAGUACAACCGGAACGGGGUGAACGCUCUCCAGCUCGAUCCUGCGCUCAACCGGCUCUUCACAGCUGGGAGGGACUCCAUCAUCCGGAUAUGGAGCGUCUACCAGCACAAACAGGACCCAUAUAUCGCGUCUAUGGAGCAUCAUACAGACUGGGUUAAUGACAUAGUCCUCUGUUGCAAUGGAAAAACAUUGAUAUCUGCCUCAUCAGAUACAACAGUCAAAGUAUGGAACGCGCAUAAAGGGUUUUGUAUGUCGACGUUACGAACACACAAGGACUAUGUGAAGGCAUUGGCCUACGCUAAGGACAAGGAGCUAGUGGCGUCUGCAGGUCUGGACCGGCAGAUAUUUCUUUGGGAUGUGAACACUCUAACAGCACUCACUGCUUCCAACAACACUGUCACCACCUCGUCUCUCAGCGGGAACAAGGACUCGAUCUACAGUCUGGCUAUGAACCAGAUGGGCACAGUCAUUGUAUCUGGAUCCACAGAAAAGGUUCUGAGAGUGUGGGAUCCUCGAACAUGUGCGAAGCUGAUGAAGCUAAAAGGCCACACAGACAAUGUGAAGUCGUUGCUGCUGAACCGAGACGGCACUCAGUGUCUGUCGGGCAGCUCAGACGGAACCAUCCGCCUUUGGUCACUUGGCCAGCAGAGGUGUAUCGCCACCUAUCGGGUGCACGACGAAGGCGUCUGGGCCCUGCAGGUCAAUGAGGCCUUCACACACGUAUAUUCUGGAGGCAGAGACAAAAAGAUCUACUGCACUGACCUGCGUAACCCAGACAUCCGUGUGCUCAUUUGUGAGGAAAAGGCCCCGGUGCUCAAAAUGGAACUGGACAGAUCUGCUGACCCACCUCCAGCAAUCUGGGUCUCCACCACCAAGUCAUCCGUUAAUAAAUGGUCUCUAAAGGGAAUGCACAACUUCAGAUCAUCAGGGGAGUAUGACAAUGACUGCAGUACCCCUCUGACACCACUGUGUACUCAGCCAGAACAAGUCAUCAAGGGAGGUGCCAGUAUUAUACAGUGCCACAUUCUGAACGACAAGAGACACAUACUCACCAAAGAUACCAACAACAACGUGGCGUUCUGGGAUGUCCUGAAGGCGUGCAAGGGAGAAGACUUGGGGAAAGUGGAAUUUGAUGAAGAGAUUAAAAAACGCUUCAAGAUGGUCUAUGUGCCAAAUUGGUUCUCUGUAGAUCUGAAAACUGGGAUGCUCACUAUCACUCUGGAUGAGAGCGACUGCUUCGCUGCCUGGGUCUCUGCAAAGGACGCCGGCUUUUCAAGUUCUGAUGGAUCUGACCCAAAGUUGAACCUGGGUGGACUGCUGCUCCAGGCUCUGCUGGAGUUUUGGCCCAGAACCCGCAUCAACCCCAUGGAUGAGGAGGAGAAUGAGGUGAACCACGUGAACGGAGAGCAGGAGAACAGGGUCCAGAAAGGAAAUGGAUACUUCCAGGUGCCACCACACACGCCAGUCAUCUUUGGUGAAGCAGGAGGCAGAACUCUUUUUAGGUUGCUAUGUAGAGAUUCAGGUGGAGAGACUGAAUCCAUGCUGCUGAAUGAGACGGUCCCUCAGUGGGUUAUCGAUAUAACUGUAGAUAAAAAUAUGCCCAAGUUCAACAAAAUCCCAUUCUACCUCCAGCCUCAUUCUUCCUCUGGUGCAAAAACUCUAAAAAAGGAUCGUUUGUCUGCCAGCGACAUGCUCCAGGUGAGGAAGGUGAUGGAGCACGUCUACGAGAAGAUCAUCAACCUGGACAACGAGUCGCAGACCACCAGCUCCUCAGCCAACGACAAGCCUGGAGAGCAGGAGAAGGAGGAGGACAUGGCCAUGCUGGCUGAAGAGAAGAUCGAGUUAAUGUGUCAAGACCAGGUUCUAGAUCCCAACAUGGACCUGCGAACAGUUAAACAUUUUAUCUGGAAGAGCGGAGGGGACUUGACGCUUCACUAUAGGCAGAAGUCCACGUGAAAGUCCUGAUUUUUAAAAACCAGAACUCUUUGUCAUUUGCCAAUCACCACCCACCUCUGACAUGUAGUACCCUAAACCCCAUUGUGUGGUCAAGAGUCGCGGUAUCAGUGCGAACCCAGUGAAAUUUGUGAGGACGUGGCUCAUGGUGUAUCAUAGGGAACUGACCAGAACAGGCCGGCGCAGCCAACAGACCCCUGAAGGAUCAGUGGUCCAUAUUGGUUUUUUUUUUUGUUUUUUUUACAGUUUCAAGAAUGGACUUUAAUGUUUUCUCCAGGUCUCAACUUUUUUUUCAAGGUCUUUGACUGCUGUUUAUUUUUUCCCCCCUCGUCUUGAUUGGCAUUUUAUUUCGAAGCGACUGAAGUUCCACUACAUGUUUGUGUCUGAGUGUGUGUGUGCACAUGGAUGUAGUAGACUGUUUGUUCUAGUACAUUCCACAAACUGUCCUCGCUCUACAAACACUCUGCACCUGCCUCAGCAGCAUCACCAGUUUAGGAGUGCACUCGGUCUCUGGGUAGCGUCACAGCCCCUCAAAGAAACCCUCGUCUGUUCUGUUGUCGACAUCUUAACUUGAACUUAGACAUCUAAUUAUUGCAGAGCUUGAACCUCAUUGACAGAAGCACUUGUAUUUGUCUUUCAUUUUUAGCUGUGCUGUUCUCAAUGAAAGGAAUGUCCUUUUUUUUUUUGUAAAUAUGUGUACAACUUUUUUUUGAUUUAAAUGAAUUUCUUUUUGGUUUUGCAGCCGUUUCAUUUUGUUCCUGUACAGUUUUACUUAAAAAAAAAAAAAAAAAACAGUUAUUUUUCCAAAUCCCUAGAGCACAUUCAUGAUCAUGGAGGUUAUUCGACUUGGAUGUUAAAAUUUUUUGGCAUUUUGUCGUAUUCACUGCAACCCAGAAAUUGCAGUUUAGUCUGAAAAAUGUUAGUAGUCGUCCAAGUCAUCUUAGCAAUUGGGGAAAUUAUAUAUAAGGUAUAUAUCUUUAACAAUAACUCAUGCUUACAUGCUCUGAGCAGUGACUUUGAUGACGGUGAGGGCUGUUCCUAAUGUAUAUUUCAUUUAGAAUCAAUAGGAGUUCAAUAUAACUUGAAGGGGAGAGAAUCUAUGAACAUUCAACCACUGUGGGGAAAUUCACCAAAGUGAAAUAAACGCUAACACUGAUUUCUCUCUUGGUGUGCCACCAAGCAGAAGAACAACACAUCUUUUCAUUGUAAAUCUUCUGGAGUUUUUUUUUUUGCCAUGACGAGUGUGUGUGUGUGUGUGUGUGACGCCAUAGCGGGGAGGGGGGGUGCAUCGAGGGAGCGCUAAUUGGCCAAAAACAGGAUGUGUACCAUAAUCAGGCCAUAACUCUGCAAUAUCCCUUGUUGUAAUAAUUUGUGAAAUAUGUAUAUUUUAGGCAUUAAAAGAAAUAAAUUGGAAUGAUUUAACAAAGA